UAUUUUUUGAAUAUUUGUAUGAUCCCCAAAUCCAGAUAUUCUGUUAGUUUGCGGUUUACACAGUACUACUUCACCAGAAACCACUCUGUAGCUUCCCCAAUUUGUCAACUCAAACAACACACCAAGUUUAUCAUAGCAAGUUUCUGCUGGCAGUCUUCCUACAAGAUUCAGUCGAUUGUGUCGCAAGUGGAGAGACAUGGACUGGUGUGUGUCAAUGCCCAAAAUUGAACUUCACGCGCAUCUUAAUGGCUCAAUCAGGGACUCCACAUUGCUGGAGCUUGCUAGGGAACUAGGGGAGAAAGGUGCUAUCAUUUUCUCAGACGUCGAGCAUGUUAUUCUGAAAAGCGAUCGAGCUCUGAAUGAAGUAUUCAAGAUGUUUGAUCUGAUUCAUGUUAUUACAACCGACCACAAAACUGUUGCUAGGAUAACAAAAGAGGUUAUUGAGGAUUUUGCUGCAGACAAUGUCGUCUACCUGGAAUUAAGAACGACUCCGAAGAGGAAUGAUUCUAAAGCUAUGAGCAAGCGCUCAUACGUGGAAGCAGUUCUAGAGGGCAUAAGAUCUGUCAAUUCAGUUGAGGUAGAUCUUUCUGGUGAACUGAAGACAGGUGCUUUUGCACAUUCUCAUUCCGUGGAUGGUUUAUGCAAUGGCAUUGGAAGCAAGAAGAUAUAUGUGAGGCUACUUCUAAGUAUCGAUCGCCGUGAGACAGCUGAAGCUGCUAUGGAAACUGUGGAGCUUGCUAUGGAACUCAAAGAUUUUGGGGUAGUGGGCAUAGAUCUUUGUGGCAACCCUAAUGUUGGUCAAUGGCUGACGUUUUUACCAGCAUUAGAAUUUGCUAAAAAGCAAGGCCUUCCAAUUACCUUACAUUGUGGAGAGGUACCCAAUCCAGUUGAAAUUCAUGCAAUGCUAGAUUUUCUUCCCAAGAGAAUCGGGCAUGCCUGUUGCCUUGAAGAUGAAGACUGGAAGCUUUUGAAAAGACUUGAAAUUCCAGUGGAGAUUUGUUUGACAUCCAACAUUAAAACUGAAACUAUUGCUUCUGCAGAUGUUCACCACUUUGCUGAUCUAUACAAAUCAAACCAUCCUCUGAUUUUGUGCACUGAUGAUUGUGGGGUCUUCUCUACCAGUCUAUCUGCUGAGUAUGCCCUUGCCUCAUCUGCCUUUGGUCUUGGAAAGAGGGAGAUGUUUCAGCUUGCGCAAAAAGCCAUAGACUUCAUUUUCGCAAGUGAGAGAGUAAAGGAAGAUUUGAAGGCUACUUUUGCCUCAGCUCACACCAAACUCAACUUGUAAUCUGCUCAGUGAAUUGAACUCUCUUAAACAAAGAAUUUGUUUAGCUAACGUUGUAGGUUACCAGUGCGCAAAAUGAGCAAAGGUUUAAAUCACUGCAAGGGGAAGAUAUGAUGCAGUUGAAUGAUUACAAAUUAAACUAGGCUGGUUUCAGAUUAUUAAAUUAUCCACUACUGUAACUAAAGUCAUUCCCUUCAAUUGCACUCUUGAGAUAUCAUCAUUUUGAGCACUACCUCUCAAGUAA
This is a messenger RNA of Salvia splendens (bonfire salvia), 1526 nucleotides long. RefSeq names its product N6-mAMP deaminase. NCBI's taxonomy places the organism in Eukaryota, Viridiplantae, Streptophyta, Magnoliopsida, Lamiales, Lamiaceae. The record is from RefSeq and is a predicted model, not a curated record. Gene Ontology annotation, biological process: inosine biosynthetic process; adenosine catabolic process. The transcript has 12 exons. The coding region runs from base 197 to 1285 and encodes 362 amino acids. Gene Ontology annotation, molecular function: adenosine deaminase activity.